GACUAGGUGACUGCGGCUCCUCUCCUCUGCUCACUACAUUACACAGAUACACAGAGGCAGAGAGACGCGCAGACAGAGUACAUGUGGAAAAGUGGUCAUGGCUGUGUCAGCUCCCGUUAUCCCACCGCCCCCCCUCACUCCCACCUCCACGCCGUUAACAGGAGGCUUGUUCCGCACCGACUCCGUGUACACCAGCCCUUCGGAAUCCCCCAAACUCAGCAGCAUUGGUAACAACAUCAACAGCGGCAACGAGUGUAAGAUGGUCGAGCUCCGUGGAGUCAAAGUGGCGUCUUUCAAUGUGGACGGGCAGGAGCUGAUCUGCCUCCCGCAGGUUUUUGAUCUCUUCCUCAAGCAUCUGGUGGGCGGUUUGCAUACGGUUUACACUAAGUUAAAGAGACUGGAUAUAACGCCCGUGGUCUGCACUGUAGAGCAGGUCAGAAUCCUCAGAGGACUUGGAGCCAUCCAGCCCGGAGUUAACCGUUGUAAACUCAUAUCCAGAAAAGACUUUGAAACUUUGUUCAACGAUUGCACCAACGCAAGCUCCAGGCCUGGAAGACCUCCAAAACGUACACUGAGUGUAACGUUGCCAGAAAAUUCUCGCAUCAUGCCCCAUGCAGUCCCAGGUCUCUUAUCGCCAGGAAUCAUCUCACCAACAGGUUUAACUGCAGCAGCCAUGGCUGAAGCGAUGAAGUUACAAAAACUGAAACUUGCAACAAUGAAUAAUCUUCAUGGUAAUGGUAGUCAAAAUGGUGCCGAAUCCGAGAAUGAAGAACUGAAUUCCAGCUCAGGUGGAUGUGAAUCUUCGUGGGAUAAAGAGAAACUCCAGUCACCCACUACCACAGGGUCACAGCAUGUAGUCAGGCAUGCCAUACUGUCUGGUCAACACAAUCUUGCAGCCACACACUCGCAUAGCCCAUUCCAGCAGAAUCGCCUUAGAGCCAACAGACUCGAGUUGCCGUUCAUGAUGAUGCCCCACCCCCUCAUCCCUGUCAGCCUACCUCCUGCAUCGGUUACCAUGGCAAUGAGCCAGAUGAGUCACCUCAGCACCAUAGCUAACAUGGCAGUGGCAGCCCAAAUGCACAAUCCCCUCUCCAGAGCUGGAGCUUCUGUUAUCAAGGGAAUGCCACUACAGGCCGGUAAAGGUUACGCUCAUCUACUUGGACAACCUCUUGAAUUUUUGUUCUGUCACCAGGAGCGGGUUCAUAAUAGCCUAUCCCCAGAACCAUCCCUUGAAGAUAGUCAACGGCCUGGAAGUCACCCUUCUUCACACCAGAGCAGCAGUAUAUCUAGUUCACCAUCCCAACAUGAUAUUGCCUCUGACAGAAUAUCUGGUCAGCCGAGAGAAGGAGAGAUUGCUGAUCACGAUAAUGGUCCUAAUAUAAAGAGAAGCCAAAAGGAAAAAGGCUGUUCCAUAAAAGGUCCUAAGGAUGAGCCCGGGGACUCCAUCCAGACCAGUUACUUUCCAUGGAUUCGCUCUCAGGAUCGCCGAUCUUACAAAUGCCAAGAUGAGACUCAGCUGGUGAUGCCCACGAUCAGAACCAGCAUUGAGAAGUUCCACAUGGCUGGGCAGGUCCUGCCCCCAGGAUUUCCUGCACCAUUCUUAUUUGCUGAUGGACUUUCUUCAAUAGAAACACUUCUAACCAAUAUUCAGGGCCUGCUGAAGGUGGCUGUUGACAAUGCUCGUGUGCAGGAGAAGCAGAUACAACAGGAGAAGAAAGAACUGAAGCUGGAGCUGUUCAGGGAGAGAGAAAUGAGAGAAACCUUAGAGAGACAACUCACAACAGAACAGCACAAUAGAGCAACAAUCCAGAAACGACUGAAGAAAGAGAAAAAGGCAAAGAGGAAAUUACAGGAAGCACUGGAAUUUGAGUCAAAGCGACGAGAGCAAGUGGAACAAGCUUUACAACAGGUCACAUCCACAGAAAGUCUCAGGGUGCUUAAUGAUGCAGUAAUUCCCGAGAUGGAAGCUGAACACUGUGGGACUCAGCUUGACACAACACCAACAGUACAAGAUAGACCAUACAUGAAAACAUCCAUCCUGUAUUGAGAGGCGUUUUAUACCAAACUGAACCAUGUAAUGACAACAUUUCCACACUCCAAUGAAACCAAGUCUGGGUACAGCAAAUACUUCAAGCCACUUUCAGUCGAAGCAACCUCUGUUCAUGCAUUUUAAAAAGGAAAACAAAUAACCACGCACAUUGUGGUGGAUUAGUACUGUAGCAUCAUCUGUGCUACAGAUAAAGUUGCCAAUGUGGUGAAGUUUUUAUACUAUAGUUGCUGCACCAGAACAUUUUACCUGUUAAAAGCCAUGCCUUGUUGGUUAAAACAUCGUGUGCCAUGUUAAUUUAAAGCACACCAACAGCCAACACAAACAGAAGAGACAUUGCAGAUUGGUGAAUUUACAGCACAUCAGGCUUAAUACAAGGCUGUGAAGAACAAUUAGCCCAGAAGCAGCUGAAGAGCUUUGUAAUUAAUGGCUGAAGAAAUCCUGCAACAAAACUGUUCAUUGUAAUUAUUAAUAAAGCUUUCUCUGUUAAAACUGGUCUAUUUAAAAAAAAAAGGGCCCCAUUUAGAAAUAAAAUGUGGAAAAAGCAGCAAAGUUUUGCUGAAUAAUGGUGCCCUUCAGUUUUGUGAUCCAUCUGCAAGAAAAGCAUUGAUUUGUCAUUAACAUCUUUUACACUCCACUCAAAUAUUGGGGAAGGAAGUGAGAUAUAUGCAGUAGAAUAUUAGGAAAUGAAAUCUUUUUAAAUGGUUAGUUGCUCGUAUAAGCUACCAUAAUUUUGUUCAAAAUAUUUAGUUUAAAUUUCAACUCUGACCAGUAAAAAGGAAUGUUGACUAGUAAAGAUACCAUGUUAAUAGAACUUUCAGUUUGUCUUUUGUCUUUGCAGAGCUGUUCACAAAACAUUGACCCUGCUGUUCAAUUCAAAUUGACAGUAAAAUUGGUGCUGAUGUUAGUUAUUGUUUAUAGCUUUGUAGUGGAGUAUAUAUACCACAAGCUCACUGCAUAUCACGUGCAGACAUUGUUAAAGGAAGCUUAUACACAAUGCAGCACUGUAAAAAUCUCAGUGGCAAAUGGCUUAUGUCUGCACUCUGUUCCAAAUAGGAACUUGUUCCAAUGUAAUCAUCACUUUAAGUGAAGAAAUGAAUUGUAAAUAACUGGAAGUAAAUGAAGAGUCUUCUGUUGGGUAGCGCAGAUCAUUUAUAUUUUUGCUUCAGUUAACUGCCUUAUUAAUGAUUUAUAGAUGUGUAUGCAGCUGGAAAAACAGCUGAGUUACACUCCCUAUCUCACACUUAAGGAAAAUUAUACACAUGAAAUCCUCGACAUAAAAUUUUAUAAGAAUGAACAAGGAUGCGUGGCAACAUUUCAUAGCAGUUCGUAACAAUUUGCUGAUGGAACCCGUACAAUUAACAAUCAGCCGAAUAAACAGUCAGUCCCUUUUAUAGACAAAGAGUUAUUAUGGUGACAGCAUGGUAGAAAAUACAUUAUAUGAAGCAUAAUAUCUGGAGGAUAAAAAAAAACAGGUCAUGAGUUAUGUUCUUAUCUGUUCCAUGCAAUGGUACAUCUUGCCUUUUGUUAGUAAUCAGUGUUUUCACAUGAAGCCAGUUCACUAAUUUUACCAUCAAAUGAAAAGACUAAACUCUUUUGGUGUAAAUUAGUUAUCUGUCUCUUCUCUUGGACCUGGAGUGUAAAGCAUAAGCCAUUAAUAAAUGGUACUUUUUAUUAAGUAACCAUUUCAGCAAUUCAACUUAAAUUAUGUUGGUAAUAGGUAAAAGUAAAAAUAAAUUCAAUUAGUUCUUUGGUGAUAGUUGCGCUAAAGAGCUUCACUCUAGCUCUCGCAAGAUAUAAUGCCACCAAAAGGAUUAUCUGAGUUAAUUUCAGUGCUUAUGUAAAACUACCAGCAACCCUUCAGAAAUAUUUGAUAACCUUCACACUUCAACAACUAGAGAUGUCAUUUAAAAUGCUGCAGGGAGCACAUAAUAUUUAACUUUGAGCUUCUGAAUGUUGAGCUACAUUGUUUUUGUAAUUACAUCAUUUCAUUCCAAUGUCAGAAAACAAUGACAAUACACAUCAGGAACAUCUUUUUUGUAAAAACAGUUGCUGUUACUUCAACUAAAACACAAAUCCCCUUCCUGUACUUAUGACAUUGUUUUGUUUCUGAAUCAUUUCCUUUCAUAUGGCUUUACUCUUAAAUAUGGCUAGCUGAUUUUGUUUCAUUCUCAUGAUAAGUUUAAUCACCAUGUGUUUUCAUGAUCAAAUAUAUGAAAUUCCAUGUUUGACUUUGGAUGCAUCGUGGCAGUAGGGUUCAUAUUGAGGGUAAAAAUGCACUCCAUAGGCAAAUCUUCUUCUUAUCGAGUCCACACACAAGAUUAGAAGUGGUUCAGCCAGAGCGGAACACACUUCUCGGCAUCUGCAUACAAUGGUGUCUGUCUUGCGCGUCUUGUGCGUGGUGGUGGAGAGAUUGGUGAAAACAGGGCCGCGAAGUGAACGCUCUUUCCUUUACCCCAAUAGGCAAAUUAUACAAUCUUAUGUUACGUCAACAAUAUAAAAUGAACAAUUCAAAAUAUUCCCAUUAUUCCCUCAUUGUUUCAUUGUAUUAGACUUUUAGCCAUUAUUGUACGACAGGACCUUAAUAACUUUUAAAGUCCAUUAUAUAUACUGCCACCCCAGAUCGAGCUGGCAACGAGAACCCACGUCAUUAUAAAUACAGAAGGUUUCUGGAUAAUGUUCAGUGUUUCCACAUAUAAUGCUAAAGGGAAUCCAGGUUGAUUUUGGACUCAUGAUAAGUCAAAAAUCAGUUCAUUUUAGGGUCAAUUUUAAAUAGUUUCAGUUUCAGGAAUAAAAUUAUAAAAUGUGAGCAGUAGUCAUUUUUCAUUAAAAUUAUUGAAUUUAUUGUGAUUGAUUAUGGAUGUAAGAUAAAAAACACACCAAGGCAAAUUGAAUUUGCUAAAUGUAAUUGAAUAUAAAGAGAAUGCAAUAGCUGCUGUCUAUGUAAAGCAUGACCUGUGUUUUGUAGGACCAGCCAAUGUUACUGUUGGUGAUUACAGCAGAUAAAUCAAACCUAACUAUAUUGGCAUGUGUCAAUAUCUGGGGUAUAAUAACACUAGAGAUGACUUAAGUUCUGAAAAGUUAAGCCAGCAGUUGCUUUCUCUUGAAAUACACAAAUUGCAUUGAUAAUUCCAAUUAUGUGACGGCACCUACCAGACCUGGAAUCUUUUUCACCCCAUGUCAAGCAGAGAUAUACUGUUUCUAAUAUUUUCCUUGGGUGAUGAGAACACGCGGAUAAACAAACUCAAUUUAUGAUGACCUUCAUCUGGUAAAGAGAUUUCACACACAGCAAAGGAAAUGAUUUUAUUUAAUUACAGUUGCUGGUGUUUUACAUCUUAUAAACUGUAAAAUUCAAGCAGCAAACAAGCAGCACCUGCUUUUAUUUUGCUCUGACACAAAUUACAAGCUUGUCAACAAAUGGACCUUUGCAUCACACAUUAAUGGAAAGGUGUAAUUCACAAAGAAAUGUGUUUAAUUAUCAGCGUGUUUGGGCAUCGUGUUACUUAACUCUGACUGGUUGGUGUUGGCUCAACUGCAAACUAUUUGUUAGACUGUGAGUUCAGCAUGCUGCUCUGGUCAAUGAAUUGCUGAAACUUAUUUUUCUCAUUUUACUGAAGUGUUUAUUGAACUACAUGCGUUCCAUUCAGAAACUGCUACUGUUUUAUAUGAAAAACAGGAGUAAAAGAUAGUUAGGGUUAAUGGCAGCUGGAGCCAAGUCUAUUUGAAGCUGGAAAAAGCAUCUAUGUGCAUUUAAAUUUAAGGUAUCCAGAUUUUCAAUGGGCUCUGUUGAGAGGUUACUCUGAAGUGAUCAUUUGAAAAGCAAAAAUGAGCUUUAUGUGAAUGACAAACAAUCUCUUGUUAAUCUUGUAAGUAAAUUGAAAAUAGCCAUUAUAAUUGUCGCUAUUUUUUGCCCCCUCUGUGCUUCAUUAGUAAUAUUAGCACAUUUGUUUACUUACCUCCAAAUAUCAUCUUCCAUCAAUUUUAAGAUUUAAAAUAUGAUAUUUUAUUUUGAUAAGUUUUGACAGACUAUCAUCACAGGAGCACAACCUUGAUCAAACAUUCUGUUUCGUUAAAUAUUUUACACUUAAUAAAGUUGAUCAAUAAUUAGACAUGAAAAA
Amblyraja radiata (thorny skate) is the source of this 6165-nucleotide messenger RNA. RefSeq names its product dachshund a (gene dacha). The transcript has 13 exons. NCBI's taxonomy places the organism in Eukaryota, Metazoa, Chordata, Chondrichthyes, Rajiformes, Rajidae. Gene Ontology annotation, cellular component: transcription regulator complex; nucleus. Gene Ontology annotation, biological process: regulation of transcription by RNA polymerase II. Bases 98 to 2047 code for a protein of 649 amino acids. The record is from RefSeq and is a predicted model, not a curated record. Gene Ontology annotation, molecular function: DNA-binding transcription factor activity, RNA polymerase II-specific; RNA polymerase II cis-regulatory region sequence-specific DNA binding.